Messenger RNA from Schistosoma margrebowiei, 3847 nucleotides. Lineage: Eukaryota; Metazoa; Platyhelminthes; Trematoda; Strigeidida; Schistosomatidae. The record is from the annotation of a GenBank genome assembly.
AUUUCGGAGCCAGGACAAAAGCUUCUUCUGGAAGAAAUCCGUUUGGGUUGUAUCAAGGUAAAAUUAUCUGCAUGGUGUUAUAUAUUCAAGUCAGAGAAGUCGUUAAGCAAAUAAGAUUUUCCGAGAAGUGGUUAUUCAUAUGACUUCUAAGAGGCUACCCGCUGACACUUGCGACAGGCCGCUCUACAAAAUAGUGGUUGUAGGUGAUGGAGGUGUUGGAAAGUCUGCACUAACAAUCCAGUACUUCCAGAGAAUGUUUCUUGAAGAACACGAUCCUACAAUCGAGGACUCAUACAUCCAGAACGCUGAGAUCGAUAACGAGUUGUGUAUGUUGUAUGUACUGGAUACUGCAGGACAGGAGGAGUUUAGUGCGAUGCGAGAGCAGUAUAUGCGCAUAGGUCAAGGAUUUAUCAUUGUAUACUCAGUGACAGAUCCUCAGAGUUUUGAAGAAGUCCAGAGAUUUCACAAAGAAAUUUCACGGUGUAAAGACUGUGGUUCUUAUCCUAUGAUAUUGGCAGCAAAUAAGAUUGAUUUGUCUCAACAACGCCAAGUUUCGGAAGAAGAGGGUAAACGUCUAGCCACUUACCUCCAAGUAAUUUUUUUUAUUUUAAACUGUAUCUUUAUUUCAAUCAUUUCUAAUUAUACACAACUACUCAACUGUAGUAUUAUUUCGUGUAAUAUUGCACUCGAUAUAGCUUUCUCCAUAGGAGCAACCAAGUAACUUAUCGUUUAGUCGGGAAACCAUUAUAGGUCAUCUAGUAAACGAUAGCUGCAUAUGUCAUUACUGCUUUAGCCAGUAUAUCUUGUAAUACAUCAUACCAAUUAAAGGAUAAGUUCUCUGGUUUUGGCAAAUCCACGUGUAUUUACGUAUUCAACUGCUUCCGUGGAGAAAGCUAUAUCGGGUGUCCAACUAAGCAACUGAGUCAAUGAGUUAGUGUACACCCUUUGUAGUUAGUAAAGGGCAUGACCAAAACAAUAGGGAGCUUUGUUGUAUCAUACUGACUGGCUGUUGCUCAAUUUUUGAUUGAUUGGUUUCGCCAUGUGUAUGCGAAAGCCCCCAAAUGCCCUGGUAUGGCCGAGAGUGGUGUGGGCCAGCCCUCCCUCUCGAAAUGCUCUCACAUGGUCACACGUAUAUAGCCUCUGCCAGGGAAGUCCUACUCAUUGCCUUCUCGUGGCGGGGGUGUUGUUUACUAAAAUGAGAGGACGAAAAGCGAAUGUCCAGCGCUUUAAACGGAUCCCAAACCAAAUUAAUGGUGCACAUGGGCUCCAGUAUCCUGCGUUAACGAAUAGUGCAUGAACCGAUCAUUGGUCACCGGCUACCAUGGGACUGCAUCUCCUUACGAUGCUCCACCGCCUUGUGGGUCAGACCUUUUGGUCAAAGGCUCGGGGUGUGGUCCCCUAAGGAAACCCUUUGCGUCGGUUUGGGCACCCGGGCGGUAUCACAGCACCCACACACACAAAUGUGGUGUGGCGCAUAUAUAUUUGGUGCCCUCUUGUACCAAUAUUUAUGUGUUGAAAUAAAUAAAUAAAAAUAAUGCGAAAGUUGAAAUCCUGUUCAGGUUAUUUGAGUAAGAUACAAAGGCAGCGACAAUUAACAAUAUGUCAAUUGUGCAGCUAAUCUGUUUGGCGUUAUUUGCUUCGGAAAUUUUUUUGCGACGACCGAAUAUAACACUUUUAGUAUUCAUCCAAGUUAUAUGUAAAUAAUUUUCACGAAAUCUACUAAUUUGUUAUAAGUGGGAGAUGUAUAAAAUUCACAGCGUGUACACUGGCUAGCAUAGAAUUAGUUCCUAAAGAGUCUACAAAUAACUAAAUAAAGACAUCUCAUUAAUACACAUUGCUCGUGACUUAGUCUAUUUAGUGUUAUUUAUUUAACUAAUUUUCGCAUCAUAUCAGAUUUCCGUGUUAAUAUUAGCUUGGUCAGUCGAUGAUUAAUGCAUUGAAUUAAUGCGUACAUUCGAAUGUGAAUUCAUGCAUUAUGCAUCAGGAAAUAUUUCCAAAUCUUUUUAGUAACUAUAAAUGGAAGAGAUAAAAUAAAAAUCUGUCACCAUCUAUAUCAAAUGACUACAAAUUGGAAUGUCAUUUUCCUAAUUCAUUCCAUCAAUGUAAGUACAAAUUGUAAGUUGUCAUACUAGUAAGUUGGUUGUAUGAUAAUUAUUUUAUUCCAUGCUUGUAGUAUUUUCUACAUAAAAUCGACACAAAGCUAGUAUUUUGCAGUUUUCCUACAAACGGCUUAUUCCAUAAUGGUAUCAAUGAUACAAAUAAAAGUAAAUAAUUUCAUUGUAAGCUUUAGUAAUUUCAUGAGAAAUGAACAAUCUUUAUCUCUCCCCCUAAUAUAUAUACAUUAGUCGGUUUUUACUGAUACAAUUUGAAGAUUUAAAAACCAUAUUUUUGCGUUAUGUACAAAGUAAAUUAAGGUUUGUAGUUUUUAUUUUCUAAAAUGCUUUCUUUUUCUCCCAAAAUUUCUAAUUAGGUUCCUUACAUUGAAACAAGUGCUAAAGAUCCUCCAGUUAAUGUAGACAAAAUGUUUCACGAUAUGGUACGAAUUAUCAGAAAACUGCCUCCACCACAAUUAAUCUCGAAAGGUGAUCGUAAAAAAGUUCGUUGUUUGUUAUUAUGAUAUGUUGGUUGAUGUGGAGGUUAAUUAAACUCUUCUCAUAUAAUUUAAAAAAGCGUAAUCAUCUUCAGUGCCUAGGUGCUUCUUCAAUAUUUGAUAUCAUUGAUCUGUAUACAUCCUGCAUACCCCCACCCUGCCUUCUCAUAUCCUGUUUUCUUCCUGACCGAUUCACAAUAUGCUUCUAGAUGUCUAAACAGAUAUGUAAAAUGAAAAUGUUAAUGAUGGUAUUCCAGUGAAUUUAGCUAAAAUAUCAUAUCAGUUAAACCUGUGAUUUGGUAAUUACUUUCUCCCACUCUUCAUUACCUUCAAUCUCCAGGUUUUUUUAAAGCAUCUAAUGCUAAUAUUUUUGUUAUAUGCUUUGGAACGAUUGCAUUAAUGUGGUGUUAAACAGUAACCAUAAUAAUAAUAAUAACAACCCGAAUUGCGCCGAUUCCAUUUAGUUAACCACUUAUUUUCCCCCAUCAUAUUAAACAUGCAUACACAAACACUGACAUUUUGUACAGGAUUUGCUUCGAUCUUUUAUUUCUCUGUAAAACAAGAUUUUUUCUAACUUAUCGGUUAUUAUACUUGUACCUUCCAGUUUCCACUAUUGUUUCAAGUCUUGCAUACGACCACACUAAAGAAAAGUGGCAUUUUCGAAUAAUGUUGAACUUUAAUGCUUCAGUGGUUCUUACGUGGUAUCUUGUUCCUUAGUAAUAUGUAUUUGGCUGUUCGUAUAGUUUUUAUACUUACCUGGUCAUUUUUUGUACUAAUUUAAUACUAAUGAUGUAAUAGUUCUGCGUUGUGACUGACUUAACGAUGUGAUACUAAAAUCAACAGUAGUAAUAAUAACGUUAAGAAUUGUAUGUUUUUUUUCUGUCAGAAUCAUUUAUCUAGGCUAAUACAACCACUUUUUGUAAAUUCUUUGUUUUCUCUACAAUUCCUGUUUGCAACAUACACAUCUAUGACUGACUAAGCUUUUGUUUUAUCCUUUGUAAAAUGGUCGUGUAUAUUUCCACUGAAAACGUCGAUCAGCUUGCUGUCAAACAUUUGCGGCUUGAUACUCAUCCCGUUCUCAGCGUCUUUACAUCGUAAAUAGCAGUUCUUCCUUCUUUUUUCUGUACCUUUCCGUCUUUAUAUUUAUGUAUCCCCUUUUGUCUUUCCUAUCUAUUAAUCCGUCUCGUAGGUGUUGUACAUUCUACCUAUUGAUUACGUUAAUAAUGUUUUUCUACAAUGUUAUUGUUACUGAUAUGG